Messenger RNA from Euleptes europaea (tarantolino), 2580 nucleotides. It is a transcript of the gene SUSD1, whose product is annotated as sushi domain containing 1. Lineage: Eukaryota; Metazoa; Chordata; Lepidosauria; Squamata; Sphaerodactylidae. The record is from RefSeq and is a predicted model, not a curated record. Gene Ontology annotation, cellular component: membrane. Bases 1 to 2580 code for a protein of 859 amino acids. The transcript has 19 exons. Gene Ontology annotation, molecular function: calcium ion binding.
AUGCUGUAUUAUUUUGACAGGACAGCUGAGAAGGAGCUGUCAGUAAGAAAAUCGAUCCACUUGAUCUUGCUGAUGCAAGUUGUAGUAAUGACUUGCCCCAGCAGAGUGGACUGGAGAGCACUGGAUGGAACCGGUGGUGUGAUGCAAUACCUACAGGUGGCCAGAAUUUUUAUGGUGGAAAAGAAGGACGGAGGUUCCAGACCAAUUAAUGACCUCAGAGUCCUUAAUAAACGUUUACGGAUUUCAAAGUUCCAUAUGGUCUCACUGCCUUCUGUGAUGGAGCUCAUUACCCCCAAUACGUGGUUCGCAGUUUUAGACCUCAAAGACACCGAGGGUUCUGGGGAAGAUCAGAGCAGACAACACCUCGUGCAUCUUGAUAGCUCCCCUGUGGCCCCAUCAGAUCUGGUUCACGGAACUAGUGCCAGUGGUGAUUUACAUCCCAGUGUAUGUGCCUCUUGCCACACCGACGCAACGUGUCAGCAACAAGAUGGCAAACAUGCCUGUAUCUGUAAUUAUGGAUUUGUGGGUAAUGGAAGGAACCAUUGUCUAGAUAAAGAUGAAUGUCAGAUCGGGACCAGUGAGAUUUGUGGAGAGCAUGCUUCGUGCCAUAAUACCCAUGGAAGUUUUUAUUGCGUUUGCCUUGAAGGCUACAAAGCUUCCAAUAACAACAGUGAAUUUAUCCCUAACGAUGGCACACAUUGUAUAGAUAUCAAUGAAUGUGAGGCAUCGGACAUCUGUGGCCUUGGAGGACUGUGUGUGAACAUUGUGGGAAGCUAUAAGUGCAACUGUGCUGAAGGAUACAGGACAAAAAAUGGAGUUGAAACAUUCCAUCUGCCUACAGAUAGAAUCUCAUGUGAAGUUUUGGAUUGUGGGAGUCCACCUUCUUUUCCAAAUGCAUAUUUGGCUGUUGUCAAUAAAACAACCUAUGGAAACAAAGUCAAAUAUACUUGUCUGCCAGGGUAUGGCAUUGAAAGUGGAAACUGGACUUCAGUUUGUAAUUCCAGAGAACAAUGGGAAGGGGCCAACCUGGUGUGCAAAGAAAUAGAUUGUGGAAAACCAUUGCAGCUUCCAAAUACAGACAUUGUCUGGGAUAACACCACAGCUUUAGGCAGCACAGUAUACUAUAAAUGCAAGAAAGGAUUACAGUCUGUUGGAGAACGUAAUUUUUCACAAUGUACAAUAUCUCAAAAAUGGGAAAACAUUACUUUUGAAUGCAAAGAAGUAUAUUGUGGACGCCCUCCUUUAAUACCUGACUCUGAAAUGAAAUGGGAUAAGACCUCUCAGCUGGGUAGUGUUGUGGAGUACAAAUGCAGCAAAGGUUUCUAUGCCACAAGCCCGAAAACCCUUUCUCACUGUACCCGUCAUGGAUCAUGGGAAUUCCUGGAUCUAAGAUGUAAAAAAAUGCAGGCAUUUAUUGAUUUUGCAGUAAACAAUUCUUGUUUGACGUGGAAGAGGCAUCGUGGAAGUGAAGGUGUGAACGAAACUUACCGACUUACUAUGAGGGUGCUAGGGAGUGCACUUGAAAAACAUGCCAAUGAAUUGAAGAUUAACCUAACCACAGCUGAGGAGGCUGUAAAGAUGUGUUUGCCAUUUCAUCCACACACAAACUACAGUAUAAAAAUCGAAGCGGAAUCCGACAAUUUCGUUUCUAGGUUCUCAUUACUAAAUCCAGUAGCUGAAAAAGCAGUUGUAUUUGGAAACAUCUCCACAUUUAAUGUCACCUGUAUUAAAUGGCAGAGGAAAUCAGGAAGAACACGAUCUGAGGAAACCUAUGUGCUUCAUGCUCGAGGUCUACGCUGGUAUCAGAAGGAAUUCCUUCAUUCUAUGACUCUUAAUUUUGUCAACAAUUCGGAGACUCCAGCACUGUGCCUUAAUUUACGACCAGGCAGCAAUUAUACUGUUAACAUUUCCACAGCAAAUUUGGAUCAUAAUGUCACAGUCUACAUAACAACCCCAAUAACUGAUCCACGAUCCCCAGAAGUGGAAUUCAUAUCAGUUGAAGGUUCUGCACCAGUGUUCACCCUGAGGAAAGCAGAAGAAGCAAAUGGCCCUAUAAGUUCUUACCAAGUGAUUGUCAUCCCCUGGAGCCCAUCAUGCAACUUUAAUUGUUGUUCCUUGACUACCCGAACUUACUUCAGCAAUGGCGCUGACUCUGAUGGGUACGUGGCAGCUGAAUUCCCAGCCAAACUCCUUCCUGACAACGGAUCUGUCUUUACUCUCGGAGACAGACUUUACUACGGGAAAUUUUACAAUGCUCCCUGGAAACAAGGAAAAGAUUAUUGCAUCAUACUGAGGACCAUCAGUGAAUGGGAUGAGGUACGAACUCAAUCCUGCAUACGCUGGGCCCAGAUUAAAGAUGCAUCAUCCAAGCCACAGCAUGUGACUGCUGUUAUGUUAGGGUCAGUUGCUACUCUUUGCUCCAUCCUGUUACUAUCGCUGUUCGCAGCACGGGCAGUGGUACAUGCAUCUCAAGCUGCCCUAGCAAAAAGGAUGUUGUCUGAUGAGGUUCGACUUUUAUCUACCACCAAGCAGAUUGUUAUGCUACCUUCUCCAGUAACCCAGACUUACUCCAGUGUCUGA